This is a messenger RNA of Cladophialophora immunda, 633 nucleotides long. RefSeq lists its product as uncharacterized. Gene Ontology annotation, molecular function: acylphosphatase activity. Lineage: Eukaryota; Fungi; Ascomycota; Eurotiomycetes; Chaetothyriales; Herpotrichiellaceae. The transcript has 3 exons. The record is from RefSeq and is a predicted model, not a curated record. Bases 126 to 401 code for a protein of 91 amino acids.
CAAUCAUUUCUACGAACAUAUCGAUGGAGGCAGGCAUCGAGGCAUAUAACAAGUCUGUCAAGACACGAUCAGCGGCAUCGUGAUUCGAAGCCCCAAACCUCUACCCACCUCCACUACUGUUCCUCAUGGCCAAACGAAUUGCAUUCAAAGUCCACGGUAAAGUGCAGGGCGUUGCUUUUCGUGACUUUACCCAGAGGAAAGCCUCGAGCUAUGGCCUCACAGGCUUCGUAUUCAACACCACAGAUGGAAGGGUAGCUGGAGAAGCGCAGGGCGAUGAGGAAGCACUAAAGAAACUGAAGUCAGAUCUGGAUUCAGGACCUAGACUCGCCCACGUCGUCAAACUCGAGAUCAAAGACAUUGAUAUUAAAGAGGGGGAGAAAUCGUUCGAGGUCUCGGUGUGAGAAACUGCAGAAACUCGACUGGCUUUUAUUUGCCACAAACAAGAACGAGAGGCUGCAAUCCGAGUCUGGAUGAAAAGGGGCUGAUAUCAUCGUUAUUGGAGACCUCCGCGGGUGGCUUUUUUGUGCACUUGGCUCCCACAUCACACUGCAUAUCCGGAUCUCCCAAGCGAGGUCGCCGGCCAGCAUGUGCAAAUAGAAACCUGAGCAAAUAAGCAUUUGACGCUGAACCACC